Messenger RNA from Brassica napus (rape), 3064 nucleotides. Its product is annotated as pentatricopeptide repeat-containing protein At5g21222. Lineage: Eukaryota; Viridiplantae; Streptophyta; Magnoliopsida; Brassicales; Brassicaceae. Gene Ontology annotation, molecular function: protein binding; protein kinase activity; ATP binding. The transcript has 11 exons. The coding region runs from base 346 to 2886 and encodes 846 amino acids. Gene Ontology annotation, biological process: protein phosphorylation. The record is from RefSeq and is a predicted model, not a curated record.
AAAAGAAAAAAGAGAGAGCGUGUGAUAAAGUGAGCCACACGAUGGAGUAUGGAGGAAGAAGAAGGCAUUGGCCGAGUAAUUGAGACCGAUCAAUCAAGUUGCAGAAGCGAUGAGAGUCUGUUCUCCACGCGACUCUCGAGCUUCUUUGUUCUGCAUUGGCCCACACACACCAUCUCUCUUUCACACAAACACAACCGAACUCUGCGCCAUUGAUUUUUGAAUCCUCCUGCAAAGCUUUGAGUUCUAGAAAGGCUGCAUGCGAUUUCAACUCUGGUUGCUUCCUUUUUUUUUCUCGAGACACUCCAGCCAAUUCGCAGCUUGUGAAGAUCAUUGAACUCUUGAGUGAUGAGUGAUCAAAAAAUCAAGCGUUGGGUUGGUAAAUAUGAGGUUGGCAAAACGAUUGUACAAGGCACUUUUGCUAAAGUUAGGUAUGCUAAGGAUAUUGAGACAGGAGAGUCCGUGGCCCUCAAAAUCCUUGAUAAAGACAAGCUUCUCAAAACUAAGAUGUCUGAACAGAUAAAGAUAGAAAUUUGUACAAUGAUGCUGAUAAAUCAUCCGAAUGUAGUGCAGCUGUAUGAGGUUCUGGCGAGCAAGGCGAAGAUAUAUUUUGUCCUAGAGUUCAUCAGUGGCGGAAGGCUUUUUGACAAAAUUCAAUGCAUUAAAUUUAAACUUGUGAAGAAAAAUGAUGGACGCAUGGAAGAAGAGGAAGCACGUAGAUAUUUCCAGCAGCUUAUCAAUGCAGUUCAUUACUGCCAUUGCAGGGGACUGUACCACAGAGACUUAAAACCUGAAAACUUGCUUCUUGAUGCUCAUGGAAAUCUGAAAGUCUCUGGUUUUGGAUUCAGUGCCUUGUCCCAACAACUCAUGGGAGAUGGUCUUCUUCACACUGCAUGUGGAACUCCAAACUAUGCUGCUCCUGAGGUUCUUAAUGAUCAAGGCUAUGAUGGGCCAACUGCAGACUUAUGGUCCUGUGGAGUGAUACUCUUUGUACUACUUGCUGGAUACUUGCCGUUCGAGGAUUCUGAUCUCACGACUCUAAACAAAAUGAUCUCAUCUGCUGAAUUUAGUUGUCCCCCCUGGCUGUCUUCUGGUGCUAAGAACUUUAUAGUCCGAAUCUUCGAUCCAAACCCUAUGACUCGUAUCACAGUUCCAGAGAUUUUGGACGAUGCCUGGUUCAAGAAAGAUUACAAGCCAGCCGUGUUUGAAGAGAAGAAAGAAGCAAAUUUGGCUGAUGUGGAAGCUGUUUUCAAAGAUCCCGAAGCUGUGACAGUGCAAUUGAGGUCAUAUCCUUGUGUGAUAUGUUCAGGCGGUACGACUUGCGGCGACGUUCGUUCAAGGACCAAGCUGAUGAACGGCUUGAUAGAACGAGGAAGACCACAAGAAGCUCAUUCCAUUUUCAACACACUUAUCGAAGAAGGCCACAAGCCAAGCAUCAUCACAUACACCACUCUCGUAACCGCCUUGACCCGCCAAAAGCAUUUCCAUUCCCUCCUCUCCCUCAUCUCCAAAGUCGAGAAGAACGGCCUCAAACCGGACACCAUCCUCUUCAACGCCAUCAUCAACGCCUCUUCCGAGUCCGGAAACCUCGACCAAGCGAUGAAAAUCUUCGAAAAAAUGAAGGAGAGUGGAUGCAAACCCACAGCGAGCACGUUCAACACUCUCAUCAAAGGAUACGGCAAAAUCGGUAAGCUGGAGGAAUCGUCAAGACUCCUGGAGAUGAUGUUAAAGGACGAGAUGCUCCAACCGAACGACAGAACAUGUAACAUACUCGUUCAGGCUUGGUGUAACCAGAGGAGGAUCGAAGAAGCAUGGAGCAUUGUGUACAAAAUGCAAUCUUAUGGGGUGAAACCGGAUGUUGUCACGUUUAACACAUUGGCAAGAGCCUAUGCGAGGAUUGGUUCAACAUGCACAGCUGAGGAUAUGAUCAUACCGAGGAUGUUACACAGCAAAGUCAAACCGAAUGUGCGUACCUGCGGCACCAUUAUGAACGGCUACUGCGAAGAAGGCAAGAUGGAGGAAGCGUUGAGGUUUUUUUAUAGAAUGAAAGAACUUGGAGUUCAUCCGAAUCUCUUUGUUUUUAACUCUCUAGUCAAAGGCUUCCUCGCCAGCAACGACAUGGAUGGAGUUGGGGAGGUAGUAAACCUGAUGGAAGAGUUCGGAGUGAGACCUGACGUGGUUACAUUCAGCACGCUAAUGAACGCGUGGAGCUCUGUAGGGGAUAUGAAAAGAUGCGAGGAGAUAUACGGUGAUAUGUUGGAAGGAGGAAUAGAUCCUGACAUACACGCGUUUAGCAUCCUCGCCAAAGGGUACACUCGAGCUAGAGAGCCGGAGAAGGCUGAGCAAGUCUUGAAUCAGAUGAAGAAGUUCGGUGUUAGGCCUAACGUUGUGAUCUACACGACGAUCAUAAGCGGUUGGUGCAGCGCGGGUGAGAUGAAGAAGGCGAUGCAGGUGUAUAACAAAAUGUGUGGAACGGUUGGUUUGUCUCCUAACUUGACUACUUACGAGACUCUCAUGUGGGGGUUUGGGGAAGCGAAGCAGCCGUGGAAGGCGGAAGAGCUUCUGAAGGAUAUGGAGAAGAAGAAUGUUGUUCCCACGAGGAAAACUAUGCAACUCAUAGCUGAUGGAUGGAAAGCUAUUGGUGUUUCUAACAGCAGUGAUGGUGCCAAUACGUUAGGCUCUUCUUUCUCAGCCUCCUCCAAACUCAGUAUCCCUAAUCAUAUCGUUCCGACGAGAAGUCCUGUGUUCUUGAAAGGAGUGCCUGAGAAACCUAAGCUGUGCAUGAAGUCCCAGUUUGGUUUGAGGCGGAAUGUUUUGGUUGUGCUGUGCAGAGACCAUAUAAGGGAAGCUGGGAGGUUUGCAAAUCCAUGUAGAGUUGUUUGGCUAUAGAGGUGAAGCCAUGAAAAGCUAACCAAGGGUUGAAGAAGCAAACAAUGCAUUUUUCUGUACAAAAAAACAUUUUUGUACAUCUUUGUUAUAUUUUUUACUCCCUACAGAUCAAAUCCACCGAUAACUUUCCUCAACCAACAUUUCACCGGUAAAGAGAAGAGCCUUCUGGUUGUUUCAA